Messenger RNA from Erigeron canadensis, 1060 nucleotides. Its product is annotated as rac-like GTP-binding protein 5. The transcript is spliced from 8 exons. Gene Ontology annotation, cellular component: cell projection; cytoplasmic vesicle; cell cortex. Lineage: Eukaryota; Viridiplantae; Streptophyta; Magnoliopsida; Asterales; Asteraceae. Gene Ontology annotation, molecular function: GTP binding; GTPase activity; protein kinase binding. Bases 184 to 780 code for a protein of 198 amino acids. Gene Ontology annotation, biological process: actin filament organization; regulation of cell shape; establishment or maintenance of cell polarity. The record is from RefSeq and is a predicted model, not a curated record.
CCUAUUACCUGUCCCCCAACCCCAACAAACCUACUCCUCUCUCUUUCCCUUUCUCUUUCCACAAAACCCAAUCUCUCUCUCUCCCAUUUCUAUUCUUCUUCAAACAAGUUUUGUAAUUGUAUUAUUAUUACAUGUGAAACCAACCAACCAAUCAAUCCAUCUUUAGGGUUUUGAAGAAGGAAAAUGAGUGCAUCAAGAUUCAUAAAGUGUGUGACAGUUGGUGAUGGGGCUGUUGGAAAGACUUGUAUGCUUAUUUCUUACACCAGCAACACUUUCCCCACUGAUUACGUACCAACUGUUUUCGACAAUUUUAGUGCAAAUGUGGUAGUCGAUGGAAGCACCGUUAAUCUUGGGUUGUGGGAUACCGCAGGGCAAGAAGAUUACAAUAGAUUGAGACCUUUGAGUUAUCGUGGUGCUGAUGUCUUUAUACUGGCGUUUUCUCUCAUUAGCAAGGCAAGCUAUGAGAACGUCUCUAAAAAGUGGAUUCCUGAAUUGAGGCAUUAUGCACCCGGUGUUCCAAUAAUUCUUGUUGGAACAAAGCUAGAUCUUCGUGAUGACAAGCAGUUCUUUGUAGACCAUCCUGGCGCAGUUCCAAUCACAACAGCUCAGGGAGAGGAGCUGAAGAAGCUAAUUGGUGCCCCUGCUUAUAUUGAGUGUAGCUCAAAAACACAGCAGAAUGUGAAGGCUGUUUUUGAUGCUGCCAUUAAAGUGGUUCUGCAGCCCCCAAAGCAAAAGAAGAAAAAGAAGCGAAAGGGUCAAAAGGCAUGCUCGAUAUUGUGACUUCGCAAAUGAUUUAUAGCUUGAACGAUCAGGGAAAUCAACCGUGUAGCGCUAAUUACCCUUCCUCUACUACUAAAACGUAUCUGAUAAAUGCUCACUUUUGGUUUUCUUCUGUCUCAAGAAAACAGCUAAAAAUAUGAAGUAAAUCAGAGGUGUUUGUAAGGUCAUAUGUAUGUAUAUUUUGAUUUUAACACCAAAUAGUUGAGACUAUUUUGGAUAUUUGUAGUUUUCUUUGUUUGGGGUGAAAUUGAUUUGAUUUGGUUCUUGUAACCUUUAAUUA